AUGAACCUCGAAUCAAUCGCUAAAUACUUUGCGCCUAAAUCACCGAUGUUCAGUGACUCUCCUCGCGCAACCGCAUCAGACAGUCUCACCGGCACUGACGUUAUGGCGGCGCUUGGCCUUGCUGGCCACAAGUGCGGGUUUGGUUUCGAUCUUUACCUCUCGAAAAUCGGCAUUAGCAGCCCAGAUAUAGCACUGGAGAGACUCUAUGAGCAGGCACGUAAGUUAUCAGGUAAAUUCAGAGCACUGUCUGAACUCGAUGAAUCAGCUCGGUCAGGCGUGCUUAAGGUUCUCUGCGCUUUUGCAUACCAGGAUUAUUCAAGAAGUGCUGCCAGCACUCGAAAAUGUGAUUGCUGUGAUGGUGGCGGAUUUACAGAGGCGCAAGUGUUUACCAACAAGGUCUCAUACCCAUGGGGGAAACCGCCUUACUGGUCGAAAAUGUCGCGUGCCGUUCGCCCAAGCGACUGGGAGAGCUGGACACAGGCGCGUGAGGUGGUGCGAGUUAAGUGCAAGCCGUGUAACGGAAAAGGCGUUAUCAGCAAUUCGUGUCGCUGCCAUGGCAAAGGUAAGGUGCUGGACAAGGCAGAAAGCGAUCGCCAGGGCGUUCCAGUAAUGAAAGCCUGCGACCGCUGCGGUGGUAGAGGUUACGCCAGGCUUAAGUUCUCAACGGUAAUUGAGGGCGUUAAUACUGUUGCGGAGAUAAAGAAAACGGCGGCAUAUGAGCAACUUCAGCCGCUAUUUGAGGAGUUGGUCGCCGAAUGCCAUAAACAGGAGUCUAUGGCUGAUUCCAUUCUCUCAAAAGUAACGAGAUGA
Messenger RNA from Auanema sp. JU1783, 810 nucleotides. Lineage: Eukaryota; Metazoa; Nematoda; Chromadorea; Rhabditida; Rhabditidae. The record is from the annotation of a GenBank genome assembly.